AUGGAGCCUCUGUGUGAAGAGUACCUGACACAUGACGGAACACUAGUCAAGCCUUACUGCUGGCUAAGCUUCUCUGGAGUCACUAACUGCCCUUACCACACGCGGACAGGCGAAGAGGCGGGAGUGUCCGACACAGAAUUUCAUCACAUUUUUGGAUUCCCAUGGUCUACGUACCCUCAAACAAAGCACCUCGCGUUUUAUGAGCUGAGAAGUUCCUCUGGGAACCUGACCAAAGGCCAUGUUAGUAACUGCACUGGGACUCACACCCACCCAGAGUCAAAGCUCUACGAGAGGAAUGGCUACCUCGACUCAUCCGUGGCCUGUCACGGCAACAUUAGACACAGCCAUCUGUAUUCCAGCUACUCCCCUUGUGAUGAGGAGGAGCACUGCUGCAGCAGCAAAACGCACAGCUCCCUGAUGAUGCAUCCAGACGUCACUUUUAGCAUUUUUUCCCCUCAUCUCUAUCAUGCUGAGAAUCAACUUUCUACAUCAGCACAGAACCGUGAGGCUCUUCGGAGCCUGGCCAGCUUAUGGCCUCAGGUCACUUUGUGUCCAAUAAGUGCUGCCAUUUGGCAUUUUGUUCUUGAAAAUUUUGUUAGCAGUGUCUCAGGACUAACUGGUCCCCCACCCUUUACAGCUGACAGGUACAAUGCUUGUAAAGUAAACUGCAUAACAGGGGUGAAGCCAGACUUUACUGAUGUACUACAGAGCCGGCAGAAAGAAUCAGAACAUAAAAUCUCGGGCAGCUUUGAAACCACCCCCUUAAACCACGCUGUUCCUGGACAACAGCAACCCAACCUGAGUCAGGACCCCAAGACUCCUGUCAUUUUCAUGGCGGUGUCUUACAGAGAUCUACCUCCAGUCCAUGUGGGUCAAAGCCCACAGAAACCCAGGAACAUAGUGAGGCACUUGAAUUUGCCUCAGCUGUCAUCCUUCAAGGCCAAAUACCUCGGAAAACCUCCCUCGGGCAGGCCAGUGGAGGUAGUGGAAGCCACAAAUGGGUCUGCAAGCAGCAAAGAGGAAAAGAAAAAAACAAAAAGAAAUGGGAGACAUAGACGCUAUCUUCUCAAGCCAAACAUUUACCAAAGAAUGUACUAG
Molecule: messenger RNA, 1098 nt
Organism: Acomys russatus (golden spiny mouse)
Lineage: Eukaryota; Metazoa; Chordata; Mammalia; Rodentia; Muridae
Gene: Apobec4
Product: apolipoprotein B mRNA editing enzyme catalytic polypeptide like 4
Source: RefSeq, a predicted model, not a curated record